ACUGAACAAUGGAGCUGCAACUACCUCCUCCACACGCACUCUCUCUCUCUCUCUCUCUCUCUCUCAUGGGAGGAAGGAAGUAUCUUUCAUAUUUCUCAAUUCCAUCUAUUAUUAUUAACACUCCAUUUACUCUCUAACCAUCUUGACAAAUGACCACUUAAUUAGCUCCACUUGUUUGUAACCCCUUUUUUUGUUUUGUUUUUGGUUUUGGUUUUGGUUUUGGUUUUGAUUUGGUCGAUGUGGGGAUAGGAAGCUCCACUUGCAACCUUAGUUGACAAAAAAUAGUUGUUGGGUUUGGGGUUUUAUGGUGUAUAUAUUUAUUUAUUUGCAGCAGGGACAACUUCAUAAUUGAGGGAUAUGGGUAGCACUAGCACAGAGAUCAAGUCACUGGAAGUGUUGCAGCAGCAGCAGGAGGAUCCACCUCCUCCUCCACCUCCUGCUGCUACUAGUUUAGAGGGGAAUUCAAAUGCAAAUUCAAAUUCAAAUUCUGAAUCUGAUCAAUCAUAUAUGAUGAGAAAGAAGCUUGGAAUCUACUUCAUUGAGUCUGACCACAGACCACACACUACUUCAGCCGCCGCUUAUUCUGCAGGGGGAACUACACCCGUUAAUAUCCGCGGCAAACCUAUUCCCGACCUAUCCAAAACUGGCGGUUGGAUUGCCGCCUUCUUCAUUUUCGGGAAUGAAAUGGCCGAGAGAAUGGCUUAUUUUGGGCUUGCAGUUAACAUGGUGACAUUUAUGUUCUAUGUUAUGCAUAGACCUUUCUCAAGUUCAGCAAAUACAGUCAACAAUUUCUUGGGAAUAUCACAGGCCUCCUCUGUGCUUGGUGGCUUUUUAGCCGAUGCAUAUCUUGGUCGAUAUUGGACUAUUGCAAUUUUUUCCACUUUAUAUCUCGCAGGUUUGAUAGGAAUUACCUUAUGUGCCACCAAGACCAUUUUUGUGCCAAACCAAGCUGAGUGUAGUCGGAUUGCCCUUCUUUUGGGAAAUUGCGAACCCGCAAAACCAUGGCAGAUGCUUUAUCUCAACUCGGUUCUUUACAUGACUGGAUUCGGAGCUGCAGGUAUAAGGCCUUGUGUUUCUUCUUUUGGGGCCGAUCAAUUUGAUGAAACAAGCAGAGAUUACAAGUCUCACCUGGAUAGAUUUUUCAACUUGUUCUAUUUGUCUGUCACUGUUGGGGCAAUAGCGGCCUUCACUGCAGUGGUCUACAUACAGAGGGAACAUGGUUGGGGAUCUGCUUUUGGUUUCUUGGCCAUAGCUAUGGGGAUCUCAAACAUGGUCUUCUUCCUUGGCACUCCCUUGUAUAGGCACAGAUUGCCCGGAGGCAGUCCUCUGACCCGUGUUGCGCAAGUCCUGGUUGCUGCCUUUCGCAAGAGAAAUGCUUCCUUUGAUAGCGGUGAGUUAGUGGGCCUCUAUGAGCUUCCAGGCAAAAGAUCUGCCAUAAAGGGCAGCACCAAGAUAGUUCAUACUGACAGUUUCAAAUGUUUAGACAAAGCAGCCCUGCAAUUGAAGGAAGACAGUGCUGAAUCGAGUCCUUGGCGGCUCUGCACCGUCACACAAGUAGAAGAAGUGAAGAUUCUUUUAAGGCUCCUUCCAAUUCCAGCUUGCACUAUAAUGCUCAGUGUAAUCUUGACAGAGUUCUUGACUCUAUCAGUACAGCAAGCAUUUACACUGAAUACCCACCUGGGUAAUCUUAAACUCCCUGUGACAUGCAUGCCUGUCUUUCCAGGACUCAGCAUAUUCAUUCUACUGUCCCUCUAUUACUUGAUAUUUGUCCCUCUAUCGCGGCGCAUUACAGGUCACCCCCAUGGGGCCUCUCAGCUUCAGAGGGUAGGCAUUGGGUUGGCAGUUUCAAUUCUUUCAGUGGCAUGGGCUGGCGUUUUUGAGAGGUACAGAAGGAAUUAUGCGAUACAACACGGGUACGAGGCUAGUUUUCUAACAGCCAUGCCAAACCUGAGUGCAUACUGGCUAUUAAUCCAGUAUAGCCUGAUUGGGGUAGCUGAAGUAUUUUGUAUUGUGGGAUUGCUAGAAUUCCUAUACGAGGAAGCCCCGGAUGCCAUGAGAAGCAUAGGUUCAGCUUAUGCGGCUGUAGCUGGGGGUUUAGGUUGCUUUGCAGCCACCAUAUUGAACAGCAUUGUCAAAUCUGUAACGGGUAGGAGUGAUGGAACGCAACCGUCAUGGCUGUCCCAGAAUAUUAAUAGUGGAAGGUUCGAUAACUUGUACUGGCUCCUUGCGGGUCUGAGUUUAAUUAACUUCUGUGCUUUCCUAUACUCAGCGCAUAGGUAUCAGUACAGGGAAAAACAGCAGGAAAAUAUUGAAAUUGAAAUUGUUGGGGAUAAAAAAUAAUGGACCUGCCUUUCCAUUUGUAGUAAGUUAAGCUAGGCUAGCAUUAUAUAUGUGAAACUUCAAACGAAUUGGGUUGACUUUGGAAUCACAGAUUCCAUCUCUCAAUAGAACUGAACUUGGCUUGAUAAGAUCUGUAUAUAAUUAUGUUUUUCAUUUUUGUACAAAUGCAGCAUAAAAAGCUUCUUCUUGGUCC
Camellia sinensis is the source of this 2533-nucleotide messenger RNA. RefSeq names its product protein NRT1/ PTR FAMILY 6.1. Gene Ontology annotation, cellular component: membrane. Gene Ontology annotation, molecular function: transmembrane transporter activity. The record is from RefSeq and is a predicted model, not a curated record. Lineage: Eukaryota; Viridiplantae; Streptophyta; Magnoliopsida; Ericales; Theaceae. Gene Ontology annotation, biological process: transmembrane transport; oligopeptide transport.